Molecule: messenger RNA, 2550 nt
Organism: Sorghum bicolor (sorghum)
Lineage: Eukaryota; Viridiplantae; Streptophyta; Magnoliopsida; Poales; Poaceae
Product: probable serine/threonine-protein kinase PBL3
Exons: 5
Coding region: 929-2341 (470 amino acids)
Biological process (GO): protein phosphorylation
Molecular function (GO): ATP binding; protein kinase activity
Source: RefSeq, a predicted model, not a curated record
AGAGAUCAUGAAAGAUACACUGGAACCUCUGAGCAGUGCAACUGCAAAUCCAACCACUAUUGCCGAAAGGGCAUACACACAAGAAUGAAGAAUCCUUCACAAGGGGUAUAUACGUAAAUCUCCACGCCCGCUCAGAGCACAGCGUGCAGCGCACAAGAGGGAGGGAAAAGCCAAAGAAGCCACCGCUUCCCUUUCGUAGCUUCCACACCUCACCACCUGAGCUCGGCCGGUGGCGGGCUGGCUGCUUCCGUCCGUCCGCCGCUUUGCUUGCUUGCUCUGCCUCCGCCGCACCUCGCCUCCGUCCGUCCAGCCAGCCAGCCAGCACCAAGUCAAGCGAGAAUCCGGUCGCACCCCGACUCGACCUCCCCGGACGUGCGGUUCUUGGUGGGGGUGUGUUUGGCGUUGGCGGCGGCCUCGAGUUGACUCGAGGUGUGAGCUCCGACACCUGCUGCGGCGCCGUUCUGGAAGCAGAGUUUCUUCCCUUCCCGUCAGGAGUGAGUGGGUCACUGACUCACUGGGCGGGGUUCUUCCACCUGCAAAAAAAGCAGCAGCUUGGAUUCUUGCUAGGGGCGCACGGUUGGUCAGCUCGAAGGAGAAGCUGACCUGGUUGGGCGUCGAGAUUUUGAUUGACUUUUGAGGUGCCGGGGUAAGACUAGACAGGUUGCUUCCUGCACGCUGGUUUCUUGGCUCUGUGGCUACCGACCUUGCUGGUUUUCCUCCCGAAUUAGUGGCCGAGUUCCAUCCAGACCUUGCAAAGAUUGGGACCUUUGUGGUCUCUCUUCCUCUUGAUUCCUUGCGUUACUGGCCUUCUCGUGCUGCGAGCCAAGAUUGAGCUGAUCUGCUAGCUGGGGAUCUUGAGGCUACAGAGUUCUUGUUUGGGUGCACAGUGCAUGGGCGGUGGGUGAACGGUAGAGACUAGAGAGGAAAGAUGGGGAAUUGCAUCGACACGACGGCGCGGGUGGAUCACAGCAUGAACAAUGCUGCCUACCCAUCAAAAGUGACCAGCAAGACAAGUUUGUCAUCUGUCCCUUCCACAAUCAAGAGCAACUCAACUCGUUCAACUUUGACUCUUCCAUCAAUGAGAGAUCGAAGUGAGCUUCCUACUCCUCGGACAGAAGGCGAAAUCUUGUCAUCUUCUAAUUUGAAGGCAUUCACAUUCAAUGAUCUAAAAAAUGCAACCAAGAACUUCCGACCGGACAGUCUUCUUGGGGAAGGAGGAUUUGGGCAUGUCUACAAAGGUUGGAUUGAUGAACACACGCUUGCUCCUUCAAGACCAGGGAGUGGUAUGGUUGUUGCUGUGAAGAAGCUUAAACCAGAAGGUUUUCAAGGACACAAGGAGUGGCUGACAGAGGUUGAUUACCUUGGCCAACUUCACCACAAGAAUCUUGUUAAGCUCAUUGGCUAUUGCUCAGAUGGUGAUAACCGGCUUCUGGUGUAUGAAUUUAUGCCCAAGGGAAGUUUGGAGAACCAUCUGUUUAGAAGUAUGUAUUUCAUCUCUAUAACUCUGCUUUGUGAAGUCCCAGUUUCUUAUAACUUUCUUGGACAUUUAAUAAUGCAAUAUUUCUACUGUUUAGGAGGCGCGGAUCCUUUGUCAUGGGCAAUAAGGCUCAAAGUUGCUAUUGGAGCUGCUAGGGGCUUGUCAUUUUUACAUGAUGCUGAAAACCAAGUCAUAUAUCGUGAUUUCAAGGCAUCAAACAUUCUGCUAGAUUCAGAAUUCAACGCAAAACUUUCAGAUUUUGGCUUAGCAAAAGCCGGUCCAACUGGGGAUAAAACCCAUGUAUCCACACAAGUCAUGGGUACUCAUGGAUAUGCAGCUCCAGAGUACAUUGCAACAGGCCGCCUCUCUGCAAAGGCAGAUGUCUAUAGCUUCGGGGUGGUGUUGCUUGAAUUGCUCACUGGAAGAAGGGCCCUGGAUAAAUCAAAACCAGGCUUUGAGCAGAACCUAGUUGACUGGGCCAGACCUCACUUGGGCGACAAGCGCAGACUAUACCGUAUCAUGGACACGAAGCUGGGAGGACAGUAUCCAAAAAAAGGCGCAAAUGCCAUUGCAAGCAUUGCCUUGCAAUGCAUUUGCGGUGACGCCAAGCUGCGUCCUCCUAUGUCGCAGGUGUUGGAAGAGCUGGAACAGCUACAAGAUGCCAAAUAUGGUUCACCAUCACCAUUAGUCGACAUAAGGACAGCUUCACACGCCGCCCCAAAAUCACCAAUGAGCACCACCCCAAAAUCACCAAUGAGCACCACCCCAAAGUCGCCAAUGAGAGUUCAACCUUCACCACGGCGCUCACUUGGAGCAGCGGCAGCAUCCCCAUUGGCAGGAUAUCGCACUGCACAAGUGCACUAGAACUGGACUUAGAGGGGCCACGCCCUGUAGGUUGUAUAUUUGUGGGUUCAUGCAGUGAGCUCUGAGCAGUGUUGUAACUUUUGCUUCUACUCAUGUUCUGGAGAUCGUGUAUGACACCAGAAUCUGACCAUGUCAACCUAUGAUAAGUUAUCUGGCCCGGUUCAAUGGGUACUCAUUAUUGGCCUGUGUCAUGACUGUUCUGAGAUUCA